Molecule: messenger RNA, 3243 nt
Organism: Candidozyma auris
Lineage: Eukaryota; Fungi; Ascomycota; Pichiomycetes; Serinales; Metschnikowiaceae
Exons: 1
Coding region: 1-3243 (1080 amino acids)
Biological process (GO): proteasome-mediated ubiquitin-dependent protein catabolic process; DNA repair
Cellular component (GO): site of double-strand break; nucleus
Molecular function (GO): protein binding
Source: RefSeq, a predicted model, not a curated record
AUGGGCAGACUAAUCCACACGAUCCAGCGCCCACAAGGCUAUGGACUCGCAGCGGUGUAUCGGCAAGACGAGUAUCAAUUGCUCGCCAUUGCCGAUCGAUGCACAAUCCAGCAUUAUAUCUUUGACUCUACGAACCCUGAAUACUUGUGCAGUGAGCAUCCUAUCAAGCUACGAAGUCCCAUUGUGGCCUUGACAUCCGCCAAGUAUAACGGGCGAGACAGAUUGUUUGCUAUUGCCGACAAUAAGAUCUAUGAGUGCUCGAUGAAUGCCCAAGUUUGGGGUCAUAUUGAGGAGACAACUCAAAGAGGAAUUGACUCCACUGUUGGUCACCAUAGAUUGCAUCUACUAGUCUACGGAGAAAAUGCAUCGGUUAUACGGGUUACUAGUGACGGAAGGGUAUUCAAGUAUCCUUAUGCAAGAAAAAGUCAAACGGUGUUCCUGGGGUCCCUCGGUUGUAUCCAGGUGAAGCUGACUGCCACUUUGGAGGAUAACCAGACGGUGGCAGUGUUGUAUUCGGGCUACGAUCUAACGUCUUCUCUUCUUUACUUUUCUUUUGAAAAAGAAAACCCUCGGAUAAUACACCAGUUUGCCUCGUUUGUGGAGGCCCCAUCUUUGAUCAUACCAAUGAAUUAUGGGGGUGUGAUGGUGUUGAGCAAUUCGAAGGCGUAUUUGUUUCCAGGGUUAAAUCAAACAUGUGAUCUUCCUGACACCUAUGUUGACUCUUCAUCUACCCGUGCUUCAGUGUCAAAGGGUGUAGUAACUAUUGAUAUCGGGCUGCUUCCAUACGUAUACUCGUUAUUCACAGCAUACACUAAGAUUGACGAUACUCGCUUUUUGGUGACAACGGACUCGGGUCAGACUGCUCUCAUCUUCGUGGAUCUACUGUUUACCCCAGGUCGUUUUGGCCAGUCAAGCAUGCUACUAAAGAGCUUCACAGUCCUUGAUGUUGGAAAAUCCACAGUUGCUAACUCGUUGGUCCACAUCCAGGAUAACAUCUUUUACGCCGCAUCGAGGUUCUCUCAAAGCGUGCUAUUCAGCAUUCAGCCAGAGGACCCAACCCUUCGGAUCUUGUCCUUCAUGCCUUCCUCGCCUCCAGUGCUAGAUCUAGCGUACAGUUACAACACUGACUCGAUCCGGUACGCACCAGACAUCUUCGUUUGCCAGGGUAGCUAUCACAAUGGCGAACUACGCAAAAUAACGUACAACAAGUGGAGAACAACCGUCUUGUCGUCGAUUCAGAUAAACGAGCCGUUUGCGGAAAUUAUCCGACUUCUGCCAACAAACUACCUGGGUUAUCAUUCACUGGACUCCAGGGUUUAUGUUGGUAUCAUGAAUGCCUCAGAGAUCAGUCGAAUAUAUGAAAUCGAAGAUGAUGGCCUCCUCAAGAAACCUGGAGCCAUAAAGUUGUCGAACUUCUCCAUAGACGGCACGGGUAUAAGUGAUGCCAAAAUGGACGAAAAGGGCGAGUUCGAAUGGGAUAGGGUUUGGACCAAUGACGACUUUUGUGCUUUCAAAGUCAGGAAUGAUGACAUCAAAUUUGCUCGAGUAAUGAGGUUUCGGGAUACCAUUCACAUCAAAGGAGGUCACCUAGUGUUAACUACGCAGGGUGGUGAACUGUCUGUCAAGCUUAAUCACGAUGAAGCUCUCGUCUGCUCCCUUCAAUUUGUCUACUUUCGCGAUGAACCGUACAUAAUUGUUGCUUAUUCCGAUGGCCACGUUCUGUUUUAUAGUGGUUCACAUCAUCAAUUAAAACAUCGGUGGUCGCUCACUUGCUCCAUCCGCAAAGCAGGGCUUGUUGGUGCUCUGCUCUGUCUCAAUAACAAAAAUAGUAUUGUUUUGGUCAUGGUCGAUACCCACGGCACCAUUUACCAGCAUUUGAUCCGCAGAGGCAACAUAGUGGACUCCUGUGUUUGGAUUUCCAAGAACGGCGUUCCUACAGGGAUGAAUUCAGACGGUCUCUUAGUGGUGAUGUACGAUGACCACAAGGUGAUAGGGUUAGUACCAAAGAGUGAUUACUUUUUGGAAUUUGCUGACUUUUUCUAUUCUCCAAAAGUCAUAAAAAGUGUCACUGUUCUCCUGUUGUACAAUUACAUGUUCGGAGUCCUUCUCAGGGAUGGGACCUUUUUCACUGUCCGUCUGAAAGAUAAAACUGAUGUUGACGACGCUCAUUUUGCAGACCAACUAUGGACAAAGGCUCUCAGCAUUAAAAAUACGCCUUACCUCAUCUGCAUCAAGAAUGAUAUUGCAUCUUCGAAUGGCUUCAAGCGAAGUUCAACAAUCAACCUCUUAGAUGGUCGAUCUAUGAAAAUAUUGGAUUCAUUUGCUGAUGGUGAGCAUUUAUACACGGAUAUAUGUCUUCUUCCUGAAGAUAAGUCUCUUGAGAUUGGCGCUCAGUAUUUUGUUGCUAUCCAAGAUGAUGGGCCCUGGAGCCAAAAGUUUCCAAUUUUUAAGGUGGAGGAUUUCAAGGUAAAGGCUGUCGCCAAUGUCAUGGCUGAAGGUGUCCCUCUUCGAAAUGUAUCGUUUACUAGCAUUGUCUUCAGUGACAAAUUAUACGCUAUAGGGAAUGAGCUCCUCUCCAUUGAGCUAGAGAAGGUUGAAAACGGGUACAGAUGGGUUCAUGAAGGGCAUGAUAGCGCCAAAACCAAGAGAAUGUUGCAAUAUGGUAUGCAAGUGUGUCCCACUCAACUGGGAGGUGUUGUUUAUCUAGACUCAUUUCAUGGUGCGUUCCUUCAAUUCCCCAACGAGAUGCCUAGACGUAUAGGAAGUCUGACAGAAAUGCUUUAUACUGCAAUAUGUGUGGUGCCUCCCAUCGGCGACGAACCCGAAUAUAUCGUUGCAGGCGACACAUACGGCAGAGUAUAUUUCAGACAAAACACGAUCAUGCUCCACUCUCAAAUCAAUGUUUUGAAAUACAUCGAAGAAGACGGGUCUCUUCUCAUUGGGACAUUGGAUGGAGGCAUCUACAGGUUGACGAGUCAGGCAACCCUGGAGACUUACAAAAUAAGAAAGCUUUAUGGAACGUGUACGAAAACGUUCAAUCUACCAUAUGAGCAGAACUCCGAUGUCUCUGAAGAUCGCGCCAUUUAUCCAUCGAUGUACAUUGAAGCAGCUCUAAAACGCCGAGACAUUGCUAAAGAUUUCAUUCAUCUCGCUGCGUUUAACAGUAGCAGCGACAAAGGCGUUAACAAAACCAAGGCUUCUCACCUCAAGAUGCCAAUGGAGAAAUUUAUCGAUGAAUUUUAA